AUGUGCACAACUUUCGGCAAGUACCCCACCGCAUUCCUGCAGAAGAAAAUAGCAGCCGCACACGAGCUCUUGACCAGCAGCCAUGCGUACCACGAAAGAGCGGAGGUUGGGCUGCUGUAUUUGCGAGACCUAGACCCUCUGAUCUCCGACAUUUUCGACCAAGCGGGGUUUUUCUCCAGCGAGAUCACCUCCGCGGAGUUUCUGAAAAACUUGAAAGUCCACGUUUGCCCGGCCAUCACGCUGACGCUAGUGUCGGUCGCGUUAAUCUUGUCCGUGCUGGCCAACCCGGCGAAUCUGGAGCCUUUCGUGCAUAUCGGGGAGCUGGUGCUGGAAAACCAGUUGGCGGAGGUGUUACAUCCGGCGGUCGGGUACGUGGCAAUGUUACUGCUGUCGUCGUGGUCCGUAGCGAGCGGAGGCGAAUCUGGUGAUGGAGCAGCUGCGUCGGUCAGCACGGGCUCAUCUACUAGCGAAACGACAGGACGAGCGGGUGGAGUUGGAGACGCAUCUGGUACAACCUCUAGUACCGCAGCUUCCACACAACAACUUCCUUCAACCGCAGAAAUUAAUUGUCCACACUGGACCUGUAUUCUGGCGGCGUUUAGUACGUUCAAACUUCGUCGGUACCACGUGAAUUACCCAACGCUGGCUGCUGCGAGGACUGCAAGCAGAAUAGAAGCUGCGGCGUCACGAGAAAUCCGUGCUGCACGUGGUCCACAUUAUAAUUCGGAUGUUGAUGGUAUUCAUACCUCGGCGUUCUCUGCUCCUGUCGAGGACUUUUUCGACUUGGCAGCUGCUUCUCCCUCCGACGUCGAGGAGCCACCCUGCGUCGUUGGUCAGCGGGCGGCCAUCGCUACGGACGAGCAAAGAAGUAGCAAUUUUAUGAUUGUGAACUGCGAAAGGGACGAUCGUCAGCAGCUGUCUGCAAGAGCUGCGGAUCACCACGAAGAUGCUCGCUCGCCCACGCGUCGUGAGGAUGAAGACCACGACGGAGUUUUACAUGCUCGUCGACGGCGGGAGCAUGAUCGCGAUAGCGACCACGACUCUGAGCCGCCUCGAAGCAUGAAGAGCGAAACGCAGAUCGGGAUCGAAAGAAAGUUGCGGGCGUGGUUGCGGGUGAAAGUUCAAGAGAGCAGGACAGACUGGGAGAGAAGCGGCGUGGCCUCACCGCGACCACCGGAAAAGCAAAAUGACAAUAGUUCUCCAGCGACUGUCGUCUACCUUUCCGUCGUCGGCGGCCAGGAGUACGCUGCGUAUCUGAAGCCGUGGGUCAGGAGGUUCUUCCAAGUGCACAGCUUUCUUCGGUACGAGAAUCCUGACGCUCUACCUGACCCUGGGAAGGAUGGUAAAAGUAGAUCCCCCUGGAAGGCAAGUACUACAGCAGGCACCGACACCACUCUGCAUCAAAGGACAUCUGCUUCUGCAGCAGGAACCCGAACUAAACCGGCCGGGGCCAGCGAGGCAUCAGCGUUGCUCGCACUGGUGUGCCUUGACGGGCAAGCAUUGAGUGCUUGUCGCGAAGAAGAGAGACUGCUGGAUAGAAAGCCUCAAUCUUCUCGUAAAAUAGUUCCGGACUACGGGGACGAGGACCGCGCGCCUUUUCAAAAAGCAAAAACGGUGAUGGGAGAUUUGUUCUGCAUCGACAGCACGAACACCGGCGAUGCGGUGUUUCUCAAGUUCCGGUGGCUGUUGCCCUUACUUGAGGAAAUCUUGAAAGUCUCAACGUCGAAGUCGAUGCCACCGGAAGAACUUUCCCGCGGUGGUGAUCAUACGACGCGGGGAAAUGAGGCGGCAGCGACGAGUUACGUUGUCUGGACAGAUUGCGACUUGUACUUUUUCAAGGAUCCGGUGCGGCAGAUACUGACGAAGGGUUCGACUUCGGAAAAGAAAGAACUACCAGCUGCCAACGACGCUAUCAAGGUGGACCAGCCGGAUCUUUUCGUCACUGAGCAUUUUGACGGAAAGUGUCUGAACAAUGGUUUUUUCGUCGUGAAAGCGACGUUGAAAAUGCUAAAUUUCUUCCAAUCAUUCACAUACUUCCUCUACGCCAAAAAUCCGUUCGCGAACAACCAGAAUGCCUUUGACGCGUUUCUCGGACACAGUCUGCAGGAAAGUUUCGCGGUUGCGCAGGGGAAGGAAGUUGGGAUGGUGGAUGAAGAUGAUGCAAAUGGUGCUGCAAUCGUGCGGCCAGUUGGGACAGGAGGUGGGGAAGAUGUAGAGGGUGAAGCACGUGCACAAGAUGUAGACACCUCUACUAGCACUACAACCUCACUCAUCGUAUACAAACUCCUAAACGUCGAGUCUGAAUUCAUUUCUGCGGAAGGGUGGCAUGAAAGAAGCGCAGAGAAACAACACAGCCGCGAAGAUAGUGAUUUAUCUACGAAAGCACAAGAACUACCUAGAAGUAGUCCGAUUCUCUUUCAUUUUUGGCAGUCCGACUACGCGAAGCAGCCAUCUUCAGCGGCGGCCGAAAAGCAGCAAGUGGAACAAAGUAGGUCCAGUGCUUUCCCUUGUGUGGGUCCGCUUUCCGGCCGGAAACAGAGCUACUUCGAACUCUUCUAUGGCGACGUGUUUCAAAGUAAUAGUUCAAUCGCAGGGUCGGAUAUCGCAUCAGAAAGUACACGGGAAAGCAGAAUCCAAGCUGCUUUGGCAGCAGUUCGCUCGCCAGCGCCGCGCGCGAAACCGGAAGACCUUCCCGGCUGUACGGUCCUGACCGCGGGCGCACAGACUAUCGCGGCCAGCUAUGCGGAUUUGGAUAGUAGCGACGAGAGUUUAAAAACACCGCACAUGAUGCAGCACGGGGACGUAGCAUCAUCAACGCGACCAGAGUCUAGGAAUGGUAACUCGUACACGGCAGAACUGUCGCAAUCCAUUCAUGAUUGGGCAAAACCGGAUCCGGAGGGAUUGGAGCGGGAGCGCACUAGAUUUGUGGAUGAGCAGGUCAUCUUGCAAAAUUUAUUCGGCGCCGAUGACGAAUCGGAAAGUGAUCUGUGACAAAGAAAAGAUUUAGACUCAUGCCGAAGUCACGUGCUGGUGCUACUAUAAUUCUUGAUUUCAUCUGUUUGAUUGAGCAUAGUCUUGGUGAAAAGCACGACAUGGGAAAUAGAUGCAACGAGUCGGUGCUCGUUUGAAAUAGAAAUGCCGAAGAAAGAAGGGCGCGAACGCUGUCUCUGAAGAAUGAGCUACCCUGUGACUAAGGAGCGACGUUUUCUAGUUGUCUGUGGAUAGUCGUAUAGAUUAUUUUAGAAUGUGUUCUCUCGUCGCGUGUCGGAGGAUGUCAAACUCCAACUGAGCUAUGACAACG
This is a messenger RNA of Amoebophrya sp. A120, 3301 nucleotides long. The record is from the annotation of a GenBank genome assembly. NCBI's taxonomy places the organism in Eukaryota, Dinophyceae, Syndiniales, Amoebophryaceae.